This is a messenger RNA of Gryllus bimaculatus (two-spotted cricket), 1842 nucleotides long. NCBI's taxonomy places the organism in Eukaryota, Metazoa, Arthropoda, Insecta, Orthoptera, Gryllidae. The record is from the annotation of a GenBank genome assembly.
AUGGUGUUCCCACAGGAACGUAUGCUGCGUGACCAUCGUUGUGGGCUGCCCACCGACCCCAAGUUGGGCUGUGAUGAAUGUGGACCAAUGGUACAAUUGAUAGAGGUUGGCUCAGUAGAUCAGCCAGAACUAAUUGAUUUCCAUGUUAACCAAGAUCGUGCUGGUUCAUUAUUGCAGCAGAAGCAAACACCAAUAAAACGUGCAGUAAGCUCAACUCAAGGUGUUAGCUCUCAAAUGCCUGGUCCGGCUGUUCCUUCCCCUUUCAAAAGGAGCUCUAUUUGGCUUCAAGAAGAAGAAAAAAAUCCAUCAAAAAAAGUGCAAGAGGGCGACGCUGUGCCGCGGUCGUUCCGCGAUGGCGUCGCCACUAAGCUGCACCGGCGCUCGCACACGGGCGAGCGGCCGUUCGCGUGCGGCUUCUGCGCGCGGGCGUUCGCCAGCAAGGACCUGGCCACCAAGCACGAGCGCACGCACACGGGCGAGCGGCCGUUCGCGUGCGGCGUGUGCGAGAAGGCGUUCGCCACGUCGGGCGUGCUCAAGAUCCACUCGCGCACGCACACGGGCGAGCGGCCGUACCGGUGCCGCUUGUGCGCCAAGAGCUUCACCAACCGGACGUCCCUGGUGAAGCACGAGCGCGUGCACACGGGCGAGAAGCCCUACGCGUGCCCGGUGUGCCGCAAGGCGUUCGCGCUCAACUGCCACCUGACGGUGCACAAGCGCGUGCACACGGGCGAGAAGCCCUACCUGUGCCAGGCGUGCGGACGGCGCUUCGCACACUCCAAAGACUUUCCCAACCAUGAUCUCACGCUGGCGUGUUCAGUUCGCAGUCAGUUCGAAAAAAAUCAAAGUUGGUUAUUCCCAAACACCCGGCGCUUUGCCACCGAACUCUUAGUUGUCGCUGUCAGGGAUAAAAUCAGAGAAGCGGCAACCCAGCAAGCAGGCGGCGUGAACAGGCCAGGCACAGCCGUGGCGCCUUCUCGUAGCGCUGCCACUGUUGCACGCGACGGCGGCGAGGCGCCGUCGCAGCCAGCGCACGGAGACGAAAGCCAUAGGGGCGCGCAGCAGCCAGUAAAGCGCCCGGUGAUGCGCGAAUACUCGCAAGUAGAACGAGCGUCUCGCCGAGGGCGUGUUGUCGGCCAGCUGCGCAGUCCACGCACGUGUCCCACGACGAGAAGAGGAAGUGGUGGAUGCGGCGCUGCAGCAACUGGGGCACCCACGGGUCCUCGGGCGACAGGCGAUAGCGUUGCACAGGGACAACUGGCCAUUCAAAACAUCGCGAGCCACUGUGGACAGAACCGUAUUAAACGAUGUUCAUUAGCAAAAGUAAUCAUUUUCUACCCGUCGGUUUUACAAAGGCUAGACGUUUGUAACUUUAUGAGACAUAUCGCUGAAGUUCCUUACAAAGAGAAUAAAAUACCCGACCUCUUCAGGAGUUGUAGUUAUACAGUUCGAAUUAAUCCCUACCGUCUGGCCCCUUACGCAGACAUUCCAAAUGAGAUGACCUCCUGGUGGGUACCUGUUGUGGAACGGCGUCUCCUUGUCGAAGAAGCGGGCGAAGGAGGAGUUGGCGGGCGACCAGUAGCCUCGGGCGUCCUCGGCGCAGCUCCACCCGCCGCCGGCUUUGGCCGCCGCCACCAACCCGGCCUUGCAGCACUUGGCGUGGCAGUCGUCGACGUUGCACAGGCGCUCCGUGACGAGGGCGAAGGGCGACAGCGGCGGCAGGGCCGCAGUGCUACGAGCUUCAAGAGACGAAAGCGCCGCCACUCACCUCAAGCUCGUGCGAACGGCCACCCGCUGCGAAUCCACCCGCGAUUCAGGCAGAUCGCUUCUGUUGAUGAGGGCUGA